UGUCACGACCUCGCCACCAUUAUCCAUUGUAUCACUUUGUUUAUGUUUUUUUUUUAGUUUUUAUCCAAAAUUUCUCUUAAAAUUCCAGUAAAAAUGUCAAGUAAAGUUCUAUUAUUUAGCUAAUAUACCGCAAGUUAACCAUAAGAACCCAAAAAUGGUUUCAAUUUUGUUCGUGUUGCUCCUGUUAUCCAGCGGGUGCGACUGCGUUCAUUACGGCACUACCAGAGUCAGUGAUGGCGAAGACGUUCUUCCUUCACACGACAAUUGCCAACCCAUUACCAUCCCUUUUUGCAGUGACAUAGCGUAUAACCAAACCAUAAUGCCGAAUUUAUUGGGACACAGUAGACAGGAAGAAGCUGGUCUUGAGGUCCAUCCCUACUUCCCUUUAGUGAAGGUUAAUUGCAGUCCAGACUUGAAAUUCUUUUUAUGUUCAGUUUUUGCCCCUGUUUGUACUAUAUUGGAGCACCCUAUACCACCAUGCAGGGCUUUGUGUCUUUCAGCUAAGGAGGGUUGCGAAGGUAUUAUGGUUAAGUUUGGAUUUCCUUGGCCAGCUAGUCUAAAUUGUGAUCUGUAUCCAGAUAACACUCUGGGAGACCAGCUUUGUGUGGGGCAAAAUAAAUUAACUGUACCCGCGAGUACCCACAGUACCAGUACCUCAAAAUCUAAAUAUGCAAACCAUUUUGACAUACCUACAAAGGGUAAAAAUUUUGGAUUUGUUUGUCCAGAACAAUUUAAAGUGCCUAGCGUUUUGGAGUAUAGUUUUAAAGUUGGUAAUAAGGUUGAGAAAAACUGUGGAGCCCCUUGUCACAUGAUGUUUUUCAAUGAAGCCAAAAGACAGUUUUCAAGAGUCUGGGUGGGUAUUUGGGCCAUGUUGUGCUCAGUUAGCUGCCUAUUUACCAUAUGCACAUUUCUAAUAGAUACCGACAGAUUCCGUUACCCAGAAAGACCGAUAAUAUUUUUGUCAGUAUGUUAUUUUAUGGUGGCAUGUGCCUAUUUAGUAGGUUUCUUUGUGGGAGACAGUAUCGCCUGUCGUGAACCAUUUCCAUCAAAGCAUGGUAAUGUGAGUGUUAGUACCAUUACUCAAGGUAUCAAACAUGAGUUUUGUACCAUUUUGUUUAUGAUGUUGUACUUCUUCAGUAUGGCCUCUAGUAUUUGGUGGGUUAUUUUAACAUUGACAUGGUUUUUGGCAGCCGGGUUAAAGUGGGGACAUGAAGCCAUUGAGGCAAAUUCUCACUAUUUUCAUUCAACAGCUUGGGCAGUACCUGCAGUCAAGACUAUGGCUAUUUUGGGUAUGGGAAAAGUCGAUGGUGAUGUCCUGAGUGGGGUAUGCUAUGUAGGUAUUUGGAAUGUGGAAGCCAUGCGGACAUUUGUCUUAAUCCCUCUAGUGGUUUAUCUGGUACUAGGAACUAUUUUUCUUACCAGUGGUUUUGUCUCUCUAUUCCGCAUUAGGACAGUAAUGAAACAUGAGGGAACCAAAACAGAAAAACUGGAGAAAUUAAUGAUAAGAAUUGGAAUUUUUUCAGUUUUGUACACCUUACCUGCCCUGAUCGUUAUUGCAUGUUUGUUCUAUGAGAGUUCCUACUAUGAUGAUUGGAUGAAGACAUGGUGGGGUGACAUUUGCUAUAAUACCAAAUACUCUGUGCCUUGUCCAAUUUCAGGGAGCAAAUAUACAAAAUCUUACCCAUACUUUGAGGCAUUUAUGCUCAAAUAUCUCAUGACCAUGAUUGUGGGCAUCACUUCCAGUGUCUGGAUUUGGUCCGGAUUUGGAAAAACCGUUCACAGUUGGCGCGUUUUCUUUAAUAGUUUAAAGAAAAGACGUGUAGAGGCCUAUGUCUAAUUUACAGGCUUAAUAUUAUGAUACUAAGUAUCAAACAUCACACAUCAUUAAUGACUGAUUUGUCAAAUUGUGACAAAGGGGAAUAAGGGAAUGAAAAAUAUAUAUUUUUAAUGUUGUACCACAACUGUUAAGUGUUUUUAACAAUUGAUCGGGUUGCUUAUUAGAAAACAAAAAAUUUUUUGAAAAAGUUGCCGCUAUUUACAAUUAUUGUUUAUUGACUCUGUAUUUAAUACUUUGUGAAAUAAGAUUUUUAUCUUAAGCAAUGCAUCCGAUCUGUAUUUGAAUAUUCUUUAAAAUAAUAUUGUUAUCUUAGGAUAUCUUCAAGUAUUAAUUUGUUCCCAUAGAGAUUUACCAUUUUUGCCCUGUACAAAAAUGAAUUUAAAACUUAAGUGCCUCUACUCUAUGUCAAUACCGCUAUAGGGUGGCUCUAAAAAAACGUCAAUAAGUGAAAACAAAAAUAAUAUCUUCCGCUUAUUCUAAACUACCGUACUGUGAUUAAAUCAGCACAUUUUAAACAGUAUUUUCGACAAUUUAAGAUAUAUGUCAUAAACCAGAUGGCAUCCGUUUCUCGACGCACAUUAAUAGAAAAUGAAUAGUACAUAAUAUUUUUCUAUGCUAUAAAUUUUUGUUUUAGAAUUUAGUUUUAUAUACCGUGCAGCAAUAUUUUGCUUUGUAAGUGUCCAAAAUAAUCUAUGUAGUAUUAUUUGUUGUAAAAAUAUGUAUAUAUGUUAAGUACCCUGAAAUUCACCGCCGAACACUUGUUUUGACCCAAGGGAUACAUCUCAAACUUUCGGUAGUUUAUUUGAGUUUUUGACUGAUUUUUUAUGCUAAGUAUAUAAUGAAACGUUUUAGUUUUAAGUUUUAAGAAUACUCUAUCAGCUGUUGAAAGUUGAAAUUUUGAAUAUUUAGAGUAAAUCGAUGUAUAUUAACAUUAGAUGUAAGGCUUUCUUUUACAUAAAAUUUAGGAAAUUAACAUUUUUUUAAGUGUCAAAUUGUAAGACAUGCGUAUGUGCAAAUAUUGUUUAUUACCCAGUGCAAAAACUGCCUUAACUAUAUUAUUGGAUUAUUUUUUGUACACAUUAUUUACAAUAAAAUGUUUAUAAAUUGUA
Messenger RNA from Anthonomus grandis grandis, 2946 nucleotides. It is a transcript of the gene fz, whose product is annotated as frizzled-7. Gene Ontology annotation, biological process: canonical Wnt signaling pathway; non-canonical Wnt signaling pathway. Gene Ontology annotation, molecular function: Wnt receptor activity; Wnt-protein binding. NCBI's taxonomy places the organism in Eukaryota, Metazoa, Arthropoda, Insecta, Coleoptera, Curculionidae. The coding region runs from base 155 to 1837 and encodes 560 amino acids. The transcript has 4 exons. Gene Ontology annotation, cellular component: plasma membrane. The record is from RefSeq and is a predicted model, not a curated record.